Messenger RNA from Vombatus ursinus (common wombat), 1542 nucleotides. It is a transcript of the gene FAM43A, whose product is annotated as family with sequence similarity 43 member A. The transcript has a single exon. The record is from RefSeq and is a predicted model, not a curated record. The coding region runs from base 250 to 1515 and encodes 421 amino acids. NCBI's taxonomy places the organism in Eukaryota, Metazoa, Chordata, Mammalia, Diprotodontia, Vombatidae.
ACCAUGCCUCCCUCCUGCCCGGCGAGCCGACGGGAGCCACGCGGAGCCCCAUCCCCGCAGCCCAGGGUCCUCUUUUGUUCCUGAGGGCCAAGAUGCGGUAAAGAGGGGCCAGGCCGACGGCCGGCAGAGCCCUCCGCGAGCGUCUCUCCCAUCCCUCUCUUCCUCUGCCCCGGGGGGAGCUCCCCGGCCCGCCCGCCUCCUCUGCCCUUCCGCCUGCCUUUUCGGACCCCAGCUGCGGAGAGCGGGGAGAUGCUGCCGUGGAAGAGAAACAAAUUCGAGCUGAUCGAGGAGGACCCCAAGCAGGCGGCGAAGGCCAAGGGCUAUGCGGUGAGCCUCAACUACUCGGCGCUCACGUCGCUGGCCAAGGCGUGCCCGGAGAGUGCCCUCACCCGGGUGGGCAGCAUGUUCAAGUCGAAGCGGAAGAAGGUCAAGAUCACUAGCGAGGACCCCACGUACACUGUGCUGUACCUGGGCAACGCGACCACCAUCCAGUCGCGCGGCGACGGCUGCACCGACCUGGCGGUGGGUAAGAUCUGGGGCAAGAGCGAGGCGGGCAAACACGGCACCAAGAUGAAGCUGACCAUCAGCGCGCAGGGCAUCCGCAUGGUGCACGCCGACGACCAGGCGCUCAAGCGGCCGGGCCACCUGUACCUGCUGCACCGCGUCACCUACUGCGUGGCGGACCCGCGCCUGCCCAAGGUCUUCGCCUGGAUCUACCGGCACGAGCUGAAACACAAAGCCGUCAUGCUUCGCUGCCAUGCGGUGCUCGUGUCCAAGGCCGAGAAGGCCAAGGCCAUGGCGCUGCUGCUCUACCAGACGUCGGCCACGGCCCUGGCCGAAUUCAAAAGACUCAAGCGGCGCGACGACGCGCGCCACCAGCAGCAGCAGCUGGUGGGCGAGCAGAGCAUCCCGCUGGUGCCCCUCCGAAAGCUCCUGCUGCACGGGCCCAGCUGCUACAAGCCUCCGGUGGAGCGGAGCCGCAGCGCGCCCAAGCUGGGCUCCAUCACGGAGGACCUGCUGGGCGAGCAGCGGGAGUCGCAGCAGCAGCAGCAGGGAGAGCACCUCGUGGGCGACGCGGACGAGGACCCCGGCCCCCCCCACGACGGCGAGGACGAGGAUGACCUGGCCCUAGACUUGGACCUGCCCCUGGACGGCGAGAGCGGGGACGUGGAGGCCGACGGGGAGGCGCAGCUCCAGCCUCCCCUCGGGGCCUCGCCCUUGGAGUGUGGGGACCUCCUGGACGCGCCGCACCCGCGGCGCUCCGGCGCACUGCUGCUAGCCGGGUCCCCGGCCGACGGGGAGCGCGAGCUCUCGCGGCUCAUCGGCGACCUCGGCGAGCUCGGCAUCGGCAACGACGUGCAGAGCCUGCGGGCCGACCUGCGCGUCACCCGGCUGCUGUCGGGCGAGAGCACGGGCAGCGAGAGCUCCAUAGAAAGCGGCUGUCAGGACGCGGGGGGCUCGCCAGGGCUCGCCAACGGACUAGAUGAGGCCGGGCCGGAGCCCGGUUCGGGCUGAGCUCGAUCUAGGCUGCUGUUUGGGGCG